This is a messenger RNA of Aspergillus caelatus, 843 nucleotides long. RefSeq lists its product as uncharacterized. The transcript is spliced from 3 exons. The record is from RefSeq and is a predicted model, not a curated record. Bases 1 to 843 code for a protein of 280 amino acids. NCBI's taxonomy places the organism in Eukaryota, Fungi, Ascomycota, Eurotiomycetes, Eurotiales, Aspergillaceae.
AUGACAAGAGGUGGAAGGCAUGGGAGACGCCAAACCGGCCAGGGUGUGGCAUACUCAAUGCAACCUCUCCUACACAGUUACGGGACCCCAUAUCCGGUAUAUCCGAGACCUAUUGCUUCGGUGUCACCUGGUUUGAUGCCUUCUCCACAUGGCUUUGUACCCCUGGCGCAUGAUGGGUUUCCUCCCAGCUCGUUCUUGCGUCAGCAGCCGUCGGGCCCCCCUCCCCUCUGGAGUCCUGGACCGAUCCCUGACUACUAUGACCAGUAUGAAGAUCCUGGGAUGAGGAGGAACGGAAACCAGCUCCCCAACACAUUUCCCCCGAGACAGCCUUCUCUACCUUCUCAACCAACCCAGGGCUACCCAAGCCAACAUGCUCGACCUGUCCAGCCCAUCCCACAAAUCCUGCCUGGUCAGCCGUUUCCCCCGUCCCAGUCCGUUCAACCGCUACCACAAUUUCAGCCAUUUCACCCUAUCCUACCAGGUCAUUCUACCCGAUCAAGUCAAAACAACCAGCCGUUCCAGCCCCCUCCCCAUCUUCGACCUGCCCCAUCCGUUCCAUUUUAUCCAUAUCAACCUGUUGCUGCACCUGCUGUGCCCUGCGUCGCUCCGGUAUCUUACUACCCAGCAUAUCCGGCAUAUCCAUAUCAGCAACCCCCAUACCAGCAAUACCCAUACCCUGCGAAUGGUACGGGAGGAGGCCAUAUACCGGAGACAGCAAUCAAUCACACGGGAACUCAAUUCCGGGACCCUCAACUUCGCGGUGACGCCCCUGAGUUUUUCCCAAUCCGUCAGAGGGCGAGGAGGUCGACGGGAGACAAGUAUAUGAUUAUCGCCAGCCCGUGA